Molecule: messenger RNA, 2460 nt
Organism: Metopolophium dirhodum (rose-grain aphid)
Lineage: Eukaryota; Metazoa; Arthropoda; Insecta; Hemiptera; Aphididae
Product: glucose dehydrogenase [FAD, quinone]-like
Exons: 3
Coding region: 300-2195 (631 amino acids)
Molecular function (GO): oxidoreductase activity, acting on CH-OH group of donors; flavin adenine dinucleotide binding
Source: RefSeq, a predicted model, not a curated record
UUCAAGACCAGAUAUCGAGUUCAGUGUAGAAUAAAUGUUCGGAGCCUUCGGUUACGGCUGAAAUGACUGCGUCGGAUAAUUAUAUUCGGAUCGUCGUCGCAACUCGACUCGUUUCGCUGCUAUACUACAGCACUGGCACCUAAAUCACGACAUACGCGUCCCGCGUCCGAGCGUGUGCUACAAUCUGCAUCCGCGUUUGUGCAUAAAUAUCGGUUUUUUAAAUUCAAAUUGGUGCCACACGCACAAGUCAUAAUACAGUUAUUAUAAUAAAUUACACAUCACUCGCAGGACUGCCGAUCAUGACGUCUUCCGGUGGAAGUUGCGAGUGCUCGUGGUCCGACUCGUCGUUCCUGUCCGGUUCGUGUGGCAACACCGGCGGCCUGGCGUUCUUCAUGUCUUUGGUGGACCUAGUGAUCCGGUCACAGUGCUCGGUGACGGACCCGUGCCGUCGGGCCACCGGGCGCCGGCAGUUCCCGGCCGGUCCAGUGUACCCGGAGGAACUGGACUUCGUGGUGGUCGGCGGCGGCGUGGCCGGUUCCGUGGUAGCGUCCCGGCUGAGCGAGGUGGCCGGCUGGACGGUGGGACUGCUGGAGGCCGGGCCCGAGGAGCCGUCGGCCACGUCGGUGCCGGCGUUUGCGUCGGCCGCAAUGGGCACCGAUCUGGACUGGCGGUACCUGACCGAGCCACAGGGUAACGCGUGCCUGGGCGCGGGCGGAAUAUGCGCGUGGCCGAGGGGCAAGAUGUUGGGCGGCACGGGGGCCAUGACGGGCAUGAUGUACUCGAGGGGCCACCGGCGUGUGUACGACGGGUGGCGCGAAUCGGGGGCAGUGGGCUGGGGCUACGACGACGUGCUGCCGUACUUCAAGAAGUCCGAGCGCAACAUGGACACCGACAUGGUGGAGCCCGAGUACCACGGGUUCGACGGCCCCGUGUCCGUUCAGCGAUUCGCUCACCAUCCCGAGAUGGCCGAGUCCAUCGUGCAGGCCGGCGUCGAGCUAGGCUACAGGACAGGUGACCUCAACGGACACAAUCAAACAGGAUUCUCCAUAGCUCAGGUGAUGGUGCACGGCGGUCUGCGGAUGAGCACUUCGCGAGCGUACCUGCGGCCUGCCCACGACAGGCCCAACUUGUUCGUGAAGAUCAACAGCCGAGUUACCGGGUUGGUGUUGAACAAGCUAAACAGCCGCGUGCAGGGUGUCAAGUACGUGGACCAGUACGGUGAGCACAUGGUGCGCGCCCGGAAGGAAGUGAUCCUGUCGGCGGGUGUGGUCGGUUCCGCGCACUUGCUCCUGGUGUCCGGCAUUGGACCGGCUGAGGAACUGCUCCGGGCUGGUGUCACUGUUUUCCAGGAUCUACCGGUUGGUCGGAACCUGCAGCACCACGUUUCUGUCAGCGUCGCUGCCACCGUGAACGCGUCAGAGGAGGCCCACUACCUGACCAUGGACGCGGUGUCCGAGUUCUUGGCCACGCGCACCGGCCCACUGGCCAGCACGGGACUCACGCAGACCACAGGAUUUUUGACCACCUCAUACUCGGUCAAUGGGGUACCCGAUGCACAGGUGUACUUCGAUGGUCUGGCACCCAACUGUGACAAGAUUCCCGUGGAUCCGGAUGGUCCGGCGUACCGCAAGUAUGAGGGUUCGAGGGCGUACGUGUGGGCCAGACCAACGUACCUGUUGACAAGGAGCAAGGGCUACAUCGCGCUGCGGACCGGCAACCCGUUGGAUGACCCGAUCAUCCAGCCCAAUUACUUCCAAGACCCACGGGACGUGCUGGCCAUGGUGGAAAGCAUACGGGUCGUAUUGGCACUGAUGGACACGUGGGCGUUGAGGAAGUGGGACAUGCAACCGGACACUACGCCAUAUCAGGGAUGCGCGCAACACGUGUACGGCACGGACGCGUACUGGGCGUGCGUGGUGGUCACCGACACAAAACCCGAGAACCACCAUUCGGGAACUUGCAAGAUGGGACCGAUCGACGAUCCGGAGACGGUGGUCGACCCGGAGCUCCGGGUACUCGGUGUGGCCAACUUGAGGGUGAUGGACGCGUCUGUGUUCCCCACCGGGCCCAACUGCAAUCCCAUGGCGCCAGUCAUAAUGGUAGCCGAGAAGGGAUCGGAUAUGGUCAAGCAGACGUGGAGUGCAUAUGCACACGAGAACAACGUGCCACCUUACAAAAAGCCAAGGACGGCAUGAUAAUAUUAUACCUAGGUAGUGAUUAUAGCGAUAUCGUGGACCUGACCCAUGUGGCCAUGUGUGUAUACAUAUAGGACCAAUUCACCUUUAUUUAUUUACUUCACAUUUCUUGGAUGAUGUGAAGGUAUAUUAUCGUAACGUACAUUAAGUAGUAUAUUACCGAGACCAUCAAUUUCGGCAAACAUACGUCACGUUUUAACUUUAAGUGUAUAUUUAUUUGUGUUGAAAACAGAAAAAUAAAUCCUCAAUGUAAAAAGUGUUUUAA